This is a messenger RNA of Parnassius apollo (apollo), 1104 nucleotides long. Lineage: Eukaryota; Metazoa; Arthropoda; Insecta; Lepidoptera; Papilionidae. The record is from the annotation of a GenBank genome assembly.
UUGAAGGGUGAUUUUAAAAGAACAAUGGGUAAAGUAGCUACAACAGAAGCUCUGCGCUUCAUGGUGGAUUGUUUGAAAGCGGCCGGUGCUGCUAGCAAUGCUGCACAACAGCAAGCGGAGCUGCUCAUACAGGCCGAUCGCCUGGGACAUCCCAGCCAUGGGCUUAAUAGACUUGAGUUCUACGUCAAUGACAUCUUAAGUGGUGCCUGUUCACCAAACAAUCAACCAAAAGUACUCAAAGAGAGUGCGUCAACCGCCUGGGUGGACGCGAACAAUGUACUCGGGGCCACUGCAAGCCAUUUUGCUAUGGAUAUCGCUAUCAAGAAGGCUAAGGAAACCGGAGUUGGUUGGGUCACUGUAAAAGGUUCCAAUCACAACGGCAUGGCGGGCUGGUGGGCACAAAAGGCAGCUGACAAAGGCUUAAUUGGAAUGGCAUUUACUAAUACUUCACCUCUGCUAGCGCCAACGAGGAGCAAACAGUCGGCGUUAGGGACGAAUCCCCUAUCGGUGGUUGCCCCGGCAUCCGAUGGUGAAACUUUCUAUUUGGAUAUGGCGACUACAUCUGUGGCGGUGGGAAAGAUAGAGAUGCAGCUACGUAAAGGUGAGCCGAUACCAAACGGGUGGGCUCAGGGACCUGACGGCAAGGAGACAACUGACGCGGAAUUGGCAUUUAAAACGCAAUGCCUUUUGCCGUUGGGCGGUGGCGAGAGUACAUCAGGAUACAAAGGCUAUGGAUUAGCGGCUAUGGUGGAAUUAUUUUGUGGUAUCUCUUCAGGGUCAAAUUACGGUCACCACAUACGAUCGUGGUCACACAGCAGUGACGGCGGUCCUGCUAACCUGGGUCACUGCUUCGUCGCGAUAGAUCCGGAAUGUUUCGCUCCCGGCUUCGGAUCACGUUUAACAGACAGUAUGAGACAUUGGAGGCAACUGGAACCGACCGAUCCAGACUUGCCAGUAUUGGCGCCAGGAGAUAAGGAAAAAAGAUGCGCCCAAAUUACUAAUUCUGAAGGUACAGUUACGUACGUGAAGCAACAGAUUGAAAGCAGCGCGGCUCUCGCUAAGAAGCUGAAAGUUAAGCCAAUGGGAGUGACAGCUAACAACUAA